Betta splendens (Siamese fighting fish) is the source of this 3958-nucleotide messenger RNA. It is a transcript of the gene nploc4, whose product is annotated as NPL4 homolog, ubiquitin recognition factor. Gene Ontology annotation, biological process: ubiquitin-dependent protein catabolic process. The transcript has 17 exons. Gene Ontology annotation, molecular function: ubiquitin protein ligase binding; ubiquitin binding. NCBI's taxonomy places the organism in Eukaryota, Metazoa, Chordata, Actinopteri, Anabantiformes, Osphronemidae. Gene Ontology annotation, cellular component: nucleus. Bases 174 to 2045 code for a protein of 623 amino acids. The record is from RefSeq and is a predicted model, not a curated record.
GGUUCAUUCCGGGUUGGACCAGUGGCAAACGGUCGGUCACGAAUGUUUGCGACACCCGGUGUUUGAGUUGUGGUAUGGAGUUUCCUUGACAUACACACAGAAACGCUGCGUGCAUUUUAGUUUGUCUGUCUGAUAACACGGUGGUUUCAACAGGGAGCUGUCCCCCGAGCAAUAUGGCUGAUAAUAUUAUCAUCAGGGUACAGUCACCAGAAGGGAUGAAGAAAAUUCCUUCCACCAAAAGGGAGACCGCUGCUGCUUUUUUGAAGAAGGUGGCCAAAGAGUUUGGGUUCAACUCCAAUGGGUUUUCUGUUUACCUGAACAGAAACAAGACUGGAGAAGUCCUUUCCCAGAACAAAACCCUUAGCCUGCUUAAGAUCAAGCAUGGCGACAUGCUGUUUCUGUUCCCUUCAGGAUCUUCUACUUCCUCUGGAGAGGUGAUGGACACAGCGACCCCACACACGUCUUCAUCAUUACCAUCUGUCUCCUCAUCUUCGUCUUUGUCGUCAUCCUCCACCAUCCCUCGGUCCUUCUCAGAGGAGGAUGAAAUAGAUCAAUAUUUGACCAAGCAAGAUGGAAAGAUCUACAGGAACAGAGAUUCACAGCUAUGUCGUCAUGGUGCUCUUGGAAAAUGUGUGCACUGUGUACCAUUAGAGCCUUUUGAUGAAGACUACCUAAAUCACCUCGACCCACCAGUGAAGCACAUGUCAUUCCACGCGUACCUUCGCAAGCUGACUGGUGGAGCUGAUAAAGGGAAGUUUGCAGCCUUGGAGAACAUCAGCUGUAAGAUCAAGUCAGGCUGUGAGGGUCACCCUCCCUGGCCAGAGGGCAUCUGCACCAAGUGUCAGCCCAGCGCCAUCACACUGAACAGACAGAAAUACAGACAUGUGGACAACAUCAUGUUUGAGAACCACACUAUUGCUGACCGCUUCCUGGACUUCUGGAGAAAGACGGGCAGUCAGAGGAUGGGAUAUCUGUACGGCAGGUAUACUGAGCACAAAGACAUCCCACUGGGCAUCAGAGCAGAGGUAGCUGCCAUCUACGAGCCGCCACAGAAUGCUACUCAGAACAGCCUGGAACUGUUGGACGAUCCCAAAGCUGCAGCAGUGGAUGAAAUUGCAGCCAAACUGGGCCUGCGCAAGGUGGGCUGGAUCUUCACUGACCUGCUCUCUGAGGAUACAAGGAUAGGCACAGUCCGCUACACGAGAAACAAGGACACUCACUACCUGAGUGCAGAGGAGUGCAUCACAGCCGGAUUCUUUCAGAACCAACAUCCAAACCCAUGCAGACUUUCUCGAGAUGGACAUUUUGGCUCUAAAUUUGUCACCGUGGUGGCGACAGGCGGCCCAGAUAACCAAGUGCACUUUGAAGGAUACCAGGUGUCCAAUCAGUGCAUGGCUCUGGUGAGAGACGAGUGCCUACUGCCCUGCAAAGAUGCUCCAGAGCUGGGCUACGCUAAAGAGUCCAGCCCUGAGCAGUAUGUUCCAGAUGUUUUCUUUAAGGACAAGGAUAAAUUUGGAAACGAUGUCACAUUUCUAGCCCGGCCUCUUCCUGUGGAGUACCUUAUCAUAGAUAUUACUACAACUUUUCCAAAGGAUCCUCAGUACACCUUCUCCUCCACACAGCGCUUCCCCAUAGAGAAUCGAGAUAUCCUCGGAGAAACACAAGAUUUCCACAGUUUAGCAACAUACCUGUCCCAGUGCACCUCCCCUGCGUUCCUGGGCAUCGUGUCCGACUUCCAUCUGCUCCUCUUCCUUGUCACUAAUGAAGUCAUGCCUCUGGGAGACAGUAUCGGGCUGCUACUAGAUGCAGUGAAGACCUCUGAUGAGGAUCUGGCACAGACCUGGAAGAAGCUGGAGCAGUGGGCCACCAUCGAGCAGCUGUGCAGUACCGUGGGUGGACAGCCCUCCAGCUCUCUGGGUUACGGGGCCAUGGGAGGCCCCUCAGCCCCCGUCUCCUCCUCAGCCAUGUGGUCCUGUCUCCAUUGCACCUUCAUGAACCAACCUGGCACGGAGCACUGUGAAAUGUGCAGCCUACCCCGCAGUUAAUUGCCCACCCACUGCCCUGCCCUGCCCUGAUCCCACCUAGUCCCAUGACAGCACUGCACCAGGACCAGCUGCGAGACUAAGACCCGCUUCUUGUUUCGUUUCACCUCACAGGCUGCUGUGAUGCGCAGAUGCACUCGUUUACAUCAGUUCAAAGAGUAAAUAACGUUUCCCCUCCUCACGGUGUCAGGUUGCGUUCAAGUCAAGCACUUAUAACAGAGGCCCUCUUCCCUCAUCUCACCUCCCUCUCACCCUCAUUAUGUCUUCUGAAAGAUCUUGCUGUGUAUAAAUACAUUUGAGAAAUGAUGCUGUUAUUUAAUGAAGCUUUUUUUUUAAUCUGAUUGUAGCUUAGCAUUUUGAAUCUUCACUUCAGAAUCUUGGACUCUGCUCAGUCAGUUUUUUAUAGGUCCUUUGAGUACAAUCACUGGUCGAAGCUCAGACCCGAAAAUGCAAAGAGCUCCAGAGUAUCUCCACUUUAUUAGAGUCUAUAUUUUCAGUAUUAAAUCGCUUUAAAGGCCAGUCCUGAAUUUGAAGAGGCCGAUUCCAAGGCUACUCACUCGUACCUUGACCUCUGCACAGUAACAUGCUUUUGGUGAUCUGGACAGUUUUUUCUUUACACCAAGUUAAAGUGGCUCCUGAAGAUUUUUCUCUGGUUUGUUGGAAUUGGUUUCUGGAUUUUGAGCAGGCACAAUAUGUAGCUUAUUUUCUGACUUGUAUGUUCUGUUCCUGAUGCAAUGCCCCAAAACACCCCCCCAUCAUCAUCACUAGCUCUGUAUUAGCAACUGGUGCUCACCACCUUCUGUCACUCCCUCUUUGCCUGAGGUGCUGAUCCAAACGAAGCUCACAACCAGUGUUCCACCACACGUGGGUAUGAUGUUUACCAGAGGUUACAGGUCAAACAUGCUUAACGUCAUGUUGUAGGUCGCUCAUUCCUGUAUUGAGAACAUCAAGCAGCAGAAGGACAGUGGUUUCAAAGAUGCUGACCCCGAAAAGCACUUAAAUCUCUACAUGACACUAAACACAAUGACUGGUCCAGUUAGAGGGUCAGCUCAUGAUACCCAUUUCUUCACUCUUAAGAUGGUUUCUACUUUGUGGUUCCCAGCAUUGAAAACCUGCUAAACAUAACAGUUUGAUUGAUGAGAUGAGGCAGAGAAAUGAGCAGAUCCAACACUCGAGGUGACUGAAGGUCCAGCGUUGCGUUCAGGGCCGUAGUAGAAUGGCACUGUCUAGUGUCUCUGCCGAGAGGAGGACACAGGGACCAAAUCCUGACGUUGAAGUCAGAGGUUUAAAUGUUAGAUCUGCUCCAGACAGUGAUCCUAACGCCUGUAAAGGAUUAGUCCAGACGUAGACCUCGACCAGGUCAGACCUAGAGUUUGAGGUGUGUGACCAAACUUCCCUCUGCUACACUUCAAGGCCUAUACAGUGUUACUGGUGCUCAGUGAAAGAAUUGAUAAAAAAAAAAAGUCAAAUAAAAACUGCACAUUUGCUAUUUUUGCUGAUCCAGAAUCCUUUAGUCCACGUCCUCGACGGUUGUUUGGGUUUUUCCCCUUGAGUGAACCUGAAGCUGAGAGGCGUCAGGGAAGAGGGAGUUGUUUGUUUCUUUGAGGUUGGAAGCAUUUCCUUUUGAUGGAGUGAGGGACUCUCUUUAGUUGCAGAAUAAUUUGAAGAUGCUCUGGACAGACAGGAGUGUUGUUUUUGCCAGCCAAUGCCGUUGUGGCUCCCUCCUCCCACCGUGUGAAUUACUUAUGGACAGCAGAGACUUUUUCCUUUUCUACGGAUCCAGGGCCGUUUGCUGAGCAAGCUCGCUCUUGGAGUCACAGCAGGUCCUCGUUUUCCACUGAGCUGAUGGGGAUUCAAGGUUGUACGCUGUUGACCUGGAUUUGAAACAAAAUAAUAAAAAAGAUUUCUAAUGAUAA